Molecule: messenger RNA, 426 nt
Organism: Vicia faba (fava bean)
Lineage: Eukaryota; Viridiplantae; Streptophyta; Magnoliopsida; Fabales; Fabaceae
Source: the annotation of a GenBank genome assembly
AUGCUUGAUCUCGUGGAAACCAGGGCCGAGGCGAGGGACAUGAUAACCGUCAUGGACCUCAGCAUGGAGCUCAUAACGCCCCUCCACCAUGGUCCUCUCCUCCUUGGUAGUGGUAGCAAAAGUACUCAGCCUGACAACCAUGGGGUUAGACUUUGCCACCAUGGGCUAUGCCUUCGUUCCCGUAUCCCACCUCUCAGCAGGCAUACCCUACUGGAGGACAGAGGUGGUCGGUCCUACCUACUGAUUGGCUUCUCCAAGACCCGGUAUGAUGGUCAUGCCUUGGCGGCAUUCCUGGACAGGCUCGCCUCUCUGACUUUCGUAGAGGGAGUGAGAAUUUCUCUUCCAAUCCAGUAUUUCCUUUGGAACGGGGAUGUCAAGCGGCGCUCUAAGGUUGUUAUUGAUCGGUUAUUCUUCGGGGACGAUUAG